AUGCUUGUCACUUUAAUCAGUUUUGUUAUUUUAUUUACAUAUCAAGUAGCUGCUUUUCAUUUUCUCGGUGGAACAAUAACAUGGCGUCCAGAAAAUAUAAGUGCAUCGGGUAAUCCAGUAAAAAUUAUCAUUAUCCAAACAUAUUCAUGGACAGAUGGAAGAAUUGUUUGUACACCGACGGCAAUAGCUAAUAGUAAUUUAAUUAAUUAUCGAACUUAUUCUACAUUAGCAACGGAUACAUUAAAGUGUUUAAGUAAUUGUGGAUCUACAAGUAGUGGAUACAUUCCUCCACUUAUUCGGCCUAUAUGCACAGAUCAAAGUACACUUGUUGGUACCGUAGUUGGUCAACGAUCAGAUAUAGAAUGGUUAUAUUUAAAUGAUAAUUUUACUGUUGGUUAUACAGAUAAUGGUUGGCGUCCAUUACCGACUAUAACUGAUGCUACAUAUCAAUGGUGUCUAUCGACUAAUAUCAAUUUAUAUCUUAGGACAGAUGGAUAUUAUAAUACUGCACCUGUUGCAACUGUAAUGUCUCCAAUAAAUAUUCCACAAAAUGUUCCACAAACUAUUCCAAUACCCGUGUCAGAUGCAAAUGGUGAUAAUGUACGAUGUCGAUGGUCAGAAGGUGCAACGGAAUGUGGUCUUGUUUUUCCAACUGUUGGUGGAGGAAAUUACUCUUUACCUUCCAAUAUAACCUUAUCCAGUGAUUGCAUAAUUGUUGUUACCGGAGAUAUAAUUGAUAAUUGGUAUGCUAUUACAGUGAUGAUUGCUGAAUUUGAGAAUAGGAAGAGUCAGUUUCAUACGGGGAAUCAUACGCAGGUUAUGAAUAUGACAUCGGUGGACUCGCGAUUUCUAGAUCCAAAAUAUUAA
Didymodactylos carnosus is the source of this 867-nucleotide messenger RNA. The record is from the annotation of a GenBank genome assembly. NCBI's taxonomy places the organism in Eukaryota, Metazoa, Rotifera, Eurotatoria, Philodinida, Philodinidae.